Molecule: messenger RNA, 2132 nt
Organism: Salvia miltiorrhiza (redroot sage)
Lineage: Eukaryota; Viridiplantae; Streptophyta; Magnoliopsida; Lamiales; Lamiaceae
Product: protein NRT1/ PTR FAMILY 4.6-like
Exons: 5
Coding region: 173-1882 (569 amino acids)
Biological process (GO): transmembrane transport
Cellular component (GO): membrane
Molecular function (GO): transmembrane transporter activity
Source: RefSeq, a predicted model, not a curated record
CAAAGGGACUUAGGCCAUCUUCUUGGAGUCGAACCCUUUCUCCCUAAUUCUUGAUCCCCCCCACCCCCACCCCCACCCCUCCCCUCUCGCUCUUAUAUAUAUAUACGGAUUAUAUACACCAUUUCUUCAACUCAUUCAAGUUGAUUUGCACAGAGAGGGGAGAGAAGAACUAAUGGAGGUGGAGAACACGUGGCAUGGCUAUGUUGAUUGGAGAGGUAAACCUGCUGCCAAACACAGACAUGGCGGCAUGCUUGCCGCCUCCUUCGUUUUGGUUGUGGAGGUGUUGGAGAAUUUGGCGUUUCUGGCGAAUGCGAGCAACUUGGUGUUGUACCUUGCGGAAUACAUGCAUUUUACGCCGUCGGGAUCGGCUAACGCCGUUACGAAUUUUAUGGGAACGGCGUUUCUGCUUGCUCUGCUGGGAGGCUUCUUGUCGGAUGCCUUCUUCACCACUUACCAAAUCUACUUAAUCAGUGCAGUCAUCGAAUUUCUGGGUCUAGUUAUACUCACCGUGCAAGCACACUCGAGCUCCCUAAAACCACCAAAAUGCGAGGCCGGCAACCUAGAUUCACCAUGCCAAAAAGUUGGUGGUGCCAAGGCUGCAAUGCUCUUCUUGGGCCUCUACUUGGUGGCCCUCGGCGUUGGCGGCAUCAAGGGCUCGUUGCCGCCCCACGGGGCCGAGCAGUUCGACGAGAGCACCCCACAGGGAAGGAAGCAUAGAUCAUCUUUUUUCAACUACUUCGUAUUUUCUCUCUCUUGUGGCGCCCUGAUCGCGGUCACUCUCGUCGUUUGGAUCGAAGACAACAAAGGGUGGCAAUGGGGUUUUGGAAUCUCUACACUCACAAUAUUUUUGUCCAUUCCACUCUUCCUAGCUGGUUCUAAGUUUUAUAGGAACAAGAUUCCUCAAGGAAGCCCUCUCACAACCAUAUCUAAGGUGCUCGUAGCCUCCUUGGUCAACACGGGCUCGAGCAAGGUCACGAGCCCUUCCUCGAAGACGCUCCGCGACGAGGAAGGACACGUGGCAACGAGCAACGACAAAGCGACGGAAUAUGAAUCCCCAUCAACGAGCCUCAAGUUUCUCAACAGAGCAGUUGAGAACAAGCCAUCCUGCACCGUGCUGGAAUGCACGGUGCAGGAAUUGGAACAAGUGAAGAUUGUAAUAAAAGUCCUUCCUAUCUUCGGGUGCACCAUCAUGCUCAACUCGUGCCUCGCUCAGCUCUCCACGUUCUCGGUCCAACAAGCCGCCACCAUGGACACGAAGCUCGGCCGCCUGAAGGUGCCCCCGGCCUCCCUCCCCGUCUUCCCCGUCGUCUUCAUCAUGAUCCUCGCCCCCCUCUACGACUACGCCAUCAUCCCAUUCGCGCGUAGGGUGGCCAAAUCCGAGACGGGGAUCACCCACCUACAACGCAUAGGGAUCGGCCUCGUCCUCUCCGUAGUGGCCAUGGCCACGGCGGCGCUGGUGGAGAUCAAACGCAAGAGGGUGGCCACCUCAUCAGGGCUGCUCGACUCGACUACACCCCUACCUAUAACGUUCUUCUGGAUCGCGUUGCAAUACCUUUUCCUCGGAUCAGCCGACCUCUUCACCCUAGCCGGCCUCCUCGAGUUCUUCUUCACGGAGGCGCCCCCCGCCAUGAGAUCGCUAGCGACGUCCCUGUCGUGGGCGUCGCUGGCCGUCGGAUACUACCUCAGCUCCGUCAUCGUGUCGAUCGUGAACAGCGUCACAGGGGAUUCGAACCACACACCGUGGCUCGCAGGCCGCAACAUCAAUCAUUACCACCUCGAGAGAUUCUACUGGCUCAUGUGUGUGCUUAGUGGUUUGAACUUCUUGCACUAUCUGUUUUGGGCUGCGAGGUACAAGUACCGAUCCGUAGGGUCCAACAAGUAAUGCACGAAUGAAAUGAAACGAACUCAUCCGAUUUUGGUGAUCUUGGAUGUCAAUACGAAUCCGAUGACAUGCUGGAUGCAGUGAAGAAGAUAGUUUUACUAACACAUCUCAAGCUUUUGGUUUUUUUGUUUUUUGUUUUGCUUUUCUAAAUGUUGGUUUAGCUAUGAUAAUAUCAUAAUCAUGUUCUUCAUCUUGUAAGGGAAAUUAGUUGUUUCUAUAUAUAUAUACAUCGUUGAGUUCUCCGUUUUCA